Messenger RNA from Oldenlandia corymbosa var. corymbosa, 927 nucleotides. The record is from the annotation of a GenBank genome assembly. Lineage: Eukaryota; Viridiplantae; Streptophyta; Magnoliopsida; Gentianales; Rubiaceae.
AUGCAGGUUUUCUUCAUCUUCUUUUUGGCUUUAUUUCUCUUUCUGCCUUCCCUUUUGUUACUUAGGAAGAGACUCAAAAGCCAUGAAACUCAAAAACCAUUACCUCCUGGUCCAGCAAAGCUCCCAUUUAUUGGGAAUUUGCACCAAAUGUUUGGUUCACUCCCUCACCACACUCUCCGAAAAUUAUCACAAAAAUAUGGUCCGUUGAUGCAUUUGCAACUAGGUGAACUUUCCACAGUUGUUGUAUCAUCCCCGAAAUUCGCGAAAGAAGUCCUACAAACCAAUGGUCUCGCAUUUGCAAAUCGGCCAAAGCUAACCCUAGGCAAAAUAUUCUCGAAUAAUUGCUUGGGAUUCGUCGCUUUUGUUCCUUAUGGCGACCACUGGAGACAAAUGCGCCAAAUCUACGCCGAGGAACUCCUCAACGCCAAAAGCAUGCGAUCAUCUUUGAGUGUUUUCGAGGAUGAACUUUCUAAGAUGGUGUUAUUAAUGCAAUCCCAGAAGGCCGGAAAGCCAAUUAUUUUGGGCGAAGCAAUUUUAUCAUUAAAUUCAACCAUCUGCAGGAUGAUCGUUGGGAGGAAGAUAUCUGGAGAAGAUCAGGAGGCAUUGACUUCAGCAGCGCGUGAAACCGGAUCGCUCGGUGGAGUUUUCAAUCUUGCGGAUAUUUUCCCUUCAUCAAUGGUUGUCAAAUUCAUUGUUGCAAUGAAACCUUACAAGUUAGCAAAGCUGCGGAAAAAAAUCGAUGGCAUCCUCGAAUAGAUCAUCCGCAGUCUUGAAAUAAACAGGACUAAUAAUAGUAAUUCUUCUUCGGAGGAAGAUAUGCUGGAUGUUCUCUUAAGGCUUGAGAAAAAUACUCAAUCUCACUUCUCUAUCACCCGGAAUCAAAUCAAAGCCAUGAUAUUCGUAAGCCCUUUUAAAAUUCUUUCCUCC